This is a messenger RNA of Meriones unguiculatus (Mongolian gerbil), 2312 nucleotides long. It is a transcript of the gene Mep1b, whose product is annotated as meprin A subunit beta. Gene Ontology annotation, molecular function: metalloendopeptidase activity; zinc ion binding; protein binding. Lineage: Eukaryota; Metazoa; Chordata; Mammalia; Rodentia; Muridae. Gene Ontology annotation, biological process: proteolysis. The record is from RefSeq and is a predicted model, not a curated record. Bases 48 to 2168 code for a protein of 706 amino acids. The transcript has 15 exons. Gene Ontology annotation, cellular component: membrane.
UCUGCCAUGACUGCCACAGCUUGCAACUUCCAGCUGGAAGCCACAGUAUGGAUACCUGGCAUCAGCUUUGGUUCCUGGUUCUUGCCACAUUUCUCCUGGUUUCUGGCUUGCCAGCUCCAGAAAAGUUUGUCAAAGAUAUAGAUGAGGGAAUUGAUCAAGACAUAUUUGAUAUCAAUGAAGAUUUGGGACUGGACCUUUUUGAGGGAGACAUCAAACUCGAGGCACAAGGAAAGAACUCCAUCAUUGGAGAUGUCUAUAGAUGGCCACACACCAUCCCAUAUGUUCUAGAAGAUAGCUUGGAAAUGAAUGCCAAAGGAGUGAUUCUCAAUGCGUUUGAGCGCUAUCGCCUUAAAACGUGCAUUGACUUCAAACCUUGGUCUGGAGAAGCCAACUAUAUAUCAGUGUUCAAGGGCAGUGGGUGCUGGUCCUCAGUAGGAAACAGGCGUGUUGGGAAGCAAGAGCUGUCCAUUGGGGCCAACUGUGACCGAAUAGCGACGGUUCAGCACGAGUUCCUGCAUGCCCUAGGAUUCUGGCACGAGCAGUCGCGCGCUGACCGGGAUGACUAUGUCACUAUAGUUUGGGACAGAAUUCUGUCAGGCAGAGAACACAAUUUCAACAUCUACGACGACACUGUGUCCGAUUCCCUGAAUGUCCCCUAUGACUACGCCUCGGUAAUGCACUACAGUAAAACUGCCUUUCAGAACGGCACCGAGCCUACCAUCGUCACGAGGAUCUCCGACUUCGAGGAUGUGAUUGGCCAGCGAGUGGACUUCAGUGACUACGACCUGUCGAAGCUGAACCAGCUGUAUAACUGCUCUUCUUCCUUGAGUUUUAUGGACUCCUGUGAUUUUGAGCUGGAGACUAUCUGUGGCAUGAUCCAAGGCUCAGCGGAUAAUGCUGACUGGCAACGGGUUUCAUGGGUCCUCGGGGGUCCCGAGAACGAUCACUCCAACAUGGGCCAGUGCAAAGACGCCGGCUUCUUCAUGCAUUUCAAUACCAGCUCUUGGGGCGAGGGGGCCACAGCGGUGCUGGAGAGCAGGGUGCUGUACCCCAAGAGAGGGUUUCAGUGCUUGGAGUUUUAUCUGUUCAACAGCGGAAGCUCAAGUGACCAGCUCAACAUCUACACCCUGGCGUACACUGAGGGCAACCCAGCCGGUGUCUUGACCCUCCAGAGAGAAAUUAAAGAAAUACCCACCGGGAGCUGGCAACUUUACUACGUCACACUGCAAGUGACUGAGAAGUUUCGAGUGGUAUUUGAAGGACGCAGAGGCCCUGGGGCAUCGUCAGGUGGCCUGUCUAUAGAUGACAUCAAUCUCUCGGAAACAAGGUGUCCUCACCAUGUCUGGCAUAUACAGAAUUUCACACAGCUUCUUGGCAGCCAGAAUGCAGCUGUGUACAGCCCUCCGUUUUAUUCUCCCAAAGGUUACGCUUUUCAGAUUUACUUGGAUCUAAAUUCCUUGACUAAUGUGGGAAUUUAUUUCCACCUGAUUUCUGGAGCCAAUGAUGACCAGUUACAAUGGCCUUGUCCUUGGCAACAAGCCACGAUGACACUCUUGGAUCAAAAUCCUGACAUCCGACAGCGUAUGUCCAACCAGAGGAGUAUAACCACCGACCCCACGAUGACUAUGACUAAUGACAGUGGAAGCUAUUUUUGGGACAGGCCUUCCAAGGUGGGAGUACAGGUUUUAUUCCCUAAUGGAACUCAGUACAGCAGAAGCAAGGGUUAUGGAACCAGUGUCUUCAUAACCCAAAAGCGGCUGAAGAGCAGAGAGUUCAUAAAAGGAGAUGAUGUUUACAUCCUCCUGACCGUUGAAGACAUAUCUCACCUUAAUUCAACGGCAGUUGUCCCAGACCCAGGCCCCACCUCGACUGUCCAGAACGCCUGCUCCAAAGUCCAAUGUCAGAAUGGCGGCAUCUGCACUGUUCACAAUGACAUAGCUGAGUGCAAGUGUCCUGCAGGAGAAGACUGGUGGUACAUGGGCAGAAGGUGUGAGAAGAAGGGGUCCACCCGAGACACAAUUGUCAUUGCUGUGUCUUCCACUGUCACCGUGUUUGCUGUGAUGCUGAUCAUCACCCUCGUCAGUGUCUACUGCACCCGGAAGAAGUAUCGUAAGAAGACUAGUUCAACUACAGCAGCCAUGAAUCUAGAAAACCAACACGCUUUUUGAACAUUAACUCAAGCUGGCAACUGAAACAGGAAGGACUCUUUGACACGGAAGAACAUUUCACCCAGGCUGUAUGACAUUCACAAGCCAGAUCAUCUCUGUAAAUAGCUGAAUGUAUAAUAAAUCAUUAUUUUGGUAAAAGUCAAA